AUUUUCACAAACGCUCAUUUGGGAAGUGCACGAGAACCGUAUUUGGUGCAUAAGUGCAGAGGCGUUGUCUCCGACUUGCGUUUUUGUCCAUAUGAAGAUGUUCUUGGAGUGGGUCAUCAGGGUGGAUUUACUUCUCUGCUUGUACCAGGUUGUGGUGAGGCAAAUUUCAAUGCAUUACGAGCGAAUCCGUACGAGUCGAAGACGCAACGACGUGAGCGAGAAGUGAAACAAUUGCUCGAUAAAAUACAACCAGAAUUGAUCACACUGGAUACGUCAGCAAUUGCGCAGGUGAAUACAAAUUUGAUGGAAGAGGAGAAUGAGCGGUUGAAGACCAUUUUGUACGUGAGGCCAAGAGAUGUAAAAUUCCAACCGAAACACCGCAAGAAAGGCCGAAGUGGUGCCGUUAAAAAGGAACAACGCAAACAAGGAGUGCAGUCUGAGAUGCGAUUCGCGAUUAACGAAGAAAGGAAAGAAGCUGAGGCGAAAUUAUUUGGCACGAAAGAAACGAAACACGAGGACGAUAAUGCACCGAAGUCGGUAUUGGAUCGCUUCAAAAGGAAAGAUGUUUGA
Messenger RNA from Anisakis simplex (herring worm), 570 nucleotides. Lineage: Eukaryota; Metazoa; Nematoda; Chromadorea; Rhabditida; Anisakidae. The record is from the annotation of a GenBank genome assembly.